AUGAUCGUCUGGGUUCAAUUACCGGCUUUGAAAAUCCACUUCUAUCACAAAGAGAAAGUGGAAUAUGAGAACCUACCGGAAGUGUGUUUCAAUUGCGGGAAAAUUGGGCAUGCUCGGAAUGCUUGCCCGAAGCUUCAACCAGUGGCAGUGUUGGCGCUAACGGCGACCAGAGGAACGCCUCCGCCACAGCACACGACAUCAGCAACAGGUUCCGCCAGCCCAGUGAUAGACCGUUAA
Linum trigynum is the source of this 237-nucleotide messenger RNA. NCBI's taxonomy places the organism in Eukaryota, Viridiplantae, Streptophyta, Magnoliopsida, Malpighiales, Linaceae. The record is from the annotation of a GenBank genome assembly.